This is a messenger RNA of Anneissia japonica, 2484 nucleotides long. RefSeq names its product sialidase-3-like. The transcript is spliced from 5 exons. Gene Ontology annotation, cellular component: lysosome; cytoplasm; membrane. Gene Ontology annotation, biological process: ganglioside catabolic process; oligosaccharide catabolic process. Gene Ontology annotation, molecular function: exo-alpha-sialidase activity. Lineage: Eukaryota; Metazoa; Echinodermata; Crinoidea; Comatulida; Comatulidae. The coding region runs from base 1 to 750 and encodes 249 amino acids. The record is from RefSeq and is a predicted model, not a curated record.
AUGGUUUUUGUUCAGUGGCAUAAUGACCCUGAGCUCUGGGGAAGUGGGGCUGGAGAAACCCUGGCCCUCAACCAAGCUCCUCUUUUUUCCAAGGUUCCUCUUACCCAGCACUGGCCUGGACAUAGUAUCAAAUUGGAAUCUGGAAGAUUGGUUGUUACUGGAAAUAUUGCCUGGCCAAAGUCAGUAGGAGAAAAGAACCAACCAUUUGUUAUUGUAAGUGAUAAUAAUGGUGACACAUGGAAAAUGGGAGGUAAAAUUCAGUUGCCAAAAUUAAAUGAUAAAUCAGUUUCAGGAAAUGAAUGUCAGGCUGUUGAGGUGGCACCCAACGAUGUGGUUAUAAAUUGUAGAACACCAGGCACUUACCCACGAAUACAGUGCUACAGUUCUGAUGGUUGUGACACCUUUGGUCCAUCCGAGGUUAUGCAAACCUUGACUGAACCAAAAAAUGGUUGCCAGGGAAGUAUACUUGGUAUCAGUGCACCAUUGAUGAGUGAUGACCAAAAGUCUUGGGCACUUUUUAGUAACCCAAACAGUAAGAGAUUAAGGUUGAAUCUCUCGGUACGUUUAAGUAAAGACAGUUGUAAGACUUGGUCCGAUCCACCAAUAAAGGUCCUAGAAUGUCUCGGUUCAGGUUAUUCUGAUUUAACCGGCUUUACUCAAGACAACCAGCAGAAAUUUGCUUGCCUUUUUGAACGCAUUAAGAUUACCUCUAGGAAUAUUGAUCUUAUCAUAUUUACUAUUGAUAUUUAAAUGGAAAGGUAAUCUUUAUCAAAAGUAAGUGAGGUUUCAUGAGAAAAUUUUAGUUUUAUGCCAGGCAACUUGAUAUAUUCAAGAAGAUAGAUAUGGAUUCAUAUUUUGACAAAAAUAGGUUUUUUUAAAUAUUUAUGAAAAGUUUAUUCUUAGUUGAUUUCAAUAUUAUAUUAAUACUAAUUACCAACAUUUAAUUGUUAGCAUUGCAUGUCAAUGGAAGAUGAAUUUCCUUGUUUUAUUUUACAAGGACAAUAAAAUUAUUUAUCUUAUCUUAUUAUCUUAAUAGUGUUUUUGAGGCUGUUAUUAAAAAUUAAUUGCAAAAGGUUUUUGAUAUUUUUUGACAAAAUUGUUUAAUUGACAAGUACUAAAAUAUGGAUUAUAAUGCAAUGUUCCUCUGUAUUUUUAUACAUUGUUUUAAAUCCUCUUUAUUUAAUGUAAAGUGCAUAGAGGCAGUCCAUGCAAAAUGUGCUAUAUGAAUGGCAAUAUAUUAUGAUUAUUAUAUCAAUGCAAUUAUUUGUUUAUGAAAUUGAAGUACUUUAAAUUUACUUUAAAUUUGCACUCAAACAAUCCAAUGCAAGAAUUUUUUAUUUUGCAAUUACAUUUAAGUGGAUUACCUCAUAUUAAUGAAGAUAAGAUGUAGAUAUAACGUAGUACUUUACUGUCAUAACAUAAAACCUCGAAUUGAAGCCAUGGGCUGCUGCUUUUUUUUUGUGAACUUCGGAUGGGUUCCUUUAACAGAUGGGCUUCUUUUUGAGAUGGGUUUCUUCUCGAGAUUAGCCUAUUAGGCGUCAAUUCAAGGUUAUAUGGUAUUCCCAACACGUGGAUAUGACACUGAUGUAAUUAUAGUAAAAUUUGAAAAAAAAAAAACAAAUAACAUAUGAACUUAAUUUAUUUAAUGUCUAUUUAACUUUAAAAUGAUGUUCAAUUUCUUGUAUUGCUUUGCUUACAGUCCCACGGUUACAGAAGCCUAAUGCAGGCAACGUAUAAAUAGUUUUUGGUACUUAACAAGAUAAUGAAGUCCUACCUAUGGGAUAUUGAACGUAUGAGAUACUUUAACUAUACUUUGUAGUUACAACUUAAUAUCAUAAUUUUCUACCAGGGCAAUGGGUGGGAAAAUACAAUUUGUCGGUGAGAACAAAAAAUUAUAUGAAUUUUCUACAUAUUAGUGGACUCUAAAAUCGAUUAAAUAAAUCUUGGAAACUCCAAAAUUGUUGUUUCCGAGUGGACGCCUGACCACACUCACUUUGCUCUCAUUGGGGACCUUGGACCCCCGCCCGGACAGUUAGGCUUACAUACUCUCCUUCUGGUGCUACCAUUGCAGAGUGCUCUUAAAAUUGAAACAUGAUUAAUCAUAAGUUAUAAGCUCUUUAGAUUUAUCAAUAAGAAAAACAAUAUUUAUUCAAUUUAUAAGGAAAUUUAAAUCUAGUAAAAAAAAUCAUGUUCUUCAAACUAUGGCAUGGUCCAUAUUGGUACAUUAUCAGACUUUCGUGUGUAAAUCUUUUUAAACAAUGCUUCAGGUCUUGGUUUUCACCUUCAUCAAACGUUAUUUAUAUUGUACAAUGUAUACUUGUUUCAGAUAAUCAAACAUAUACUGUACGUCUUUCUUUCUGUUUUCAUGUUGAAUUGCCUUGAUAGUAGAUUCUCCAUCAAACAUUGUCGAGUCAAAAACACCUAUGCAUUUGAAGCCAAAAUAAUUAUAAUCAUGGUGAAAUAAAAUGAUUUUUCCUUGUUAAA